CAGAAUUUGAGCAAGUUAUAAAAAAUUAUACAAAUAUAGUUGAGUUUAAUAAUAAUAUAUUUAAUAAUGAAAGUAAAAAAACUGAUGCUGAUUAUGUUUCUAAUAUAGAGAAUUUAGAUAAUCUUUUACAAUUUAAUAAAGAAGAUUUGGAUAUUAAAAAAAUAUUAGAUUUAAAUAAUUUUUUAGAUGAAAAUAUACAAGAACAAAUCAACAGUAAUGCAGAAUUAGAACCUGAAGAUGAUGAAUUAGAUUAUGGUAUUAAAGAAAUUAUUAAUAUAUCUAUGA
Messenger RNA from Scutellospora calospora, 285 nucleotides. NCBI's taxonomy places the organism in Eukaryota, Fungi, Glomeromycota, Glomeromycetes, Diversisporales, Gigasporaceae. The record is from the annotation of a GenBank genome assembly.